Molecule: messenger RNA, 760 nt
Organism: Salmo salar (Atlantic salmon)
Lineage: Eukaryota; Metazoa; Chordata; Actinopteri; Salmoniformes; Salmonidae
Source: RefSeq, a predicted model, not a curated record
CGGAGCCAGCCACGCACCCUGCCAGCAGUUACUGGGUUUUACUAUUAAAGCUGAUCAGCCUGGCUGAGCAUUUCACUGUUGCCGCGUCACUCCUUGGGCAUGGUCUUUCCCUCGUCACGCUGCCAAAGAUGUCACAGUCCGAGGCAGGUAGAAAGACGAUAACAUGACGGGUAACCCAACCAUCUACCUUCCCAGAUGCUUCUAUCUUCUCUGAGCACCGUUUACAGACUGGGUGCCGUUGGAGUAGACUGCCAGGGGAAUAGUUUUGUGCGCUCUCCUCUCUUCUGCACGGCUCCAUCCCUUCCCUCGGCAAUGUUCUUUUUUGUUCUUCCAUUACUCAACAGCGCCGUCUGUCAUUUCUGAACUUUUAGCGCCGCGGUGCAACAGUUUCUCCGCUCCCAGUGCGCGGAAGACUAUGAAGACCACGCGGAAAUGCCGCGCGUUGCUCUCGGUUGGACUCAACCUGGUCGCGCUGUUUUUUUCCACCACCGCGUUCAUUACGACGUACUGGUGCGAGGGCACUCAGCGCGUCCCCAAGCCCAACUGCAGCAAGCAGCGGCGGCACAACUGCAUAGACAACGGCACAAACGAGACAGACAAGAGCAAGGUCCACUACAGCUGGGAGACCGGAGACGACCGCUUUCUGUUCCGCCGUUUCCACACCGGGAUCUGGUACUCCUGCGAGGAGAACAUCCACGGUCCAGGUGGUGUAGGUGUUCUGGAGGGCAGUCAGUGUGCCCCCGAUGAUGUGUUGGGCUGA